AUGCAGAUUAAAUUGAUAAUUGAAAGUAUUGAAGAUGAAGAAGAAAUUCUUCAAAAUUUAAAUAUUGAUUCUAAAGAUUCAUUUUUAAUUUGUCUUCAAUCAUCUUCAUCAAUAUCAUCAUGGAUUGUUGAUUAUUAUUUUACAAAAAUUUAUUCAAAUGAAAUAAAAUUAAUAAAUAAUAUAAUUGGCUUUUAUGAUAUGUUUAUUAUUUAUCAAUUAAUUCAAUCUUCAUCAUUAUUUGAAUUUUUUCAAUUAUGUAAAAAUAAAUUAAAACAAAUUAAAAAUGAUUUAAUACUUGAAAAUUAUAAUAAUUAUUUAAAUCAAUAUGAUUUAAUUGAUAUCAUUGAUCUUUUUCAUCAAUUAAAAUUAGAAUCAUUUAUUAAUACAAUUAUUUUAUCAAUUAAUAAUAUUAAAAAUGAUAUUGAUCGAUUACUUUUCGAAUAUUUAUUAGAAUUAUCAUCAUCAUGUUGUGUUUAUAAUGUCAAAACUAAAUUAAUAACAAAUGAAACAAAAGAAAAUUUGUUUAAGUUAAUUGUUAAUAGAAAAAUAUCAAUUGAAAAAACAAAUAGAAAAAAUUCUAUAAAACAUAUAUUAUGUACAUAUUUAUCAUUAUUAUUGGAUACACGCAAUGAACAUGUACUUAUACAUUGUCUUGUUACAUGUGCACGCAAUGGUAUUGAACGAGAAAUAAUUGUUGGAUUGAAACAUUUAUCAAAAAAUGAAUAUUUAACAAUACAUCAAAUUCUUCUUUCAUUUCUUCGACAUAAAGAAUUAAUAUUAAAUCGUACGUCAUCAUUACAACAAGAUUUCAUAAAUAAUGAAGAUGAUGAUGAUGAAUUAUUUCAUAUACUUGAUAAAUAUUAUAUUGAUAUAAGAGAAUUUUUUGAUUUUAUUGAACAAUUACAAAUGAUAAUUGAAGAGAAUAAAUAUUUAAAAAUUGAAUCAAUUGUGACUUUACGUAAAUUAUUAGAAUUAAUUUUAAAACAAUUAUGUAAAAAUAUAUCAUUUAAUCAAAAUGAAUUGAUAAUAAAAGAAAUUAUUAAAGAAUUUUGUCAAUGUUUUCAAACAAUACAAUCAUUUAUUACUUGUACAUCACCAAAUCAAUCUACAUUAACUGAUCAUCAUUUUCUUCGGUCAAUCGCUUAUUUAUGUGCUAAACAAAGAGUAGAUUUACCUGUAUUUAUUGAAAAUAAUGAUGAUUAUGAGAAUGUAACAACUAAAUUACGAGCAACGACUUCUUCUGAUCUUUUACAAAAUCCUUUGAGACUAACAUUAAGUGUAACUGAUCAAACAACAGAUGUAUGUCUUAAAGAAAAAGUAAUUAAUUUUCCUAUAGAAUCAGUAUUUGUUGAGCAAUCAAAUACUAAAGAAAAAACUCAUGAUCAAUUAGAACAAACAACAUUAUCAAAUAAAAAUCAAUAUCGACAAAUUAAAUCAUAUCGAUGUCUUGAAUUAUCAACAAUUCAUGAAACAAGUUUCGAAUCUGAUUCAAUUAUAAAUAAUCAAAUCGAUUAUUCAACAAUUCAAUUACAAUCAACUAAAAAAAGACAACCAUUACAAGAAAUUGAUAUAAAUUCAUUUAAUCAUGAAGAACGAAAAAUUGAAAAUGAAAAAAAUCGUUAUCAAAAUUUAAUUGUAUUAACAUUAGUAAGUGAUAAUGAUCAAGAAAAUUUACCAAUAACAUCAACAAAAAUUGAAUCAUCUAAUAAAAAACAAAAGAAAUGA
Messenger RNA from Rotaria sordida, 1725 nucleotides. NCBI's taxonomy places the organism in Eukaryota, Metazoa, Rotifera, Eurotatoria, Philodinida, Philodinidae. The record is from the annotation of a GenBank genome assembly.